AAAAAAAACGUCUAAAAUCGAAUUUUGAAAGUGAAAUUUUCAAAUACUUUUAUAACUGUUAAAAAUCUUUAAGUAAUAAACUACAUCCAAUUUUAUAUACAUUUUGCCAUCAGACAUUGAGAAUUAAGGUCAUUGUGCUUUAUGGAUUUGUUUUGUUUUUAUUUUUCUCUCUUUUACAUUUAAAUGAACAAUAAGAAAAACACGAAAUUAUAAAUUUGACGACUUCUACUGCUACAUUCGAAAACUUUUGGCUGAGUUUUUUGUGAAAACAAAAAAAAGUACAAAAUUAACAACAACAAGAAACACACACGUAACAAAAUAUUUCAUAUUAAAUCCAAAACAUUACGUUUCCGCCGGAUAUACAAAUACUGUUUUUGGGGAAGAAGAAACAAAACACACACUUACGCGCACCACUGAAACACACACAAGAUAAAAUUCAAAAUUUGUUGUCGUAUUAUUUUCAAUACAACAAGUGCACACUGCCAAAAAUAAUAAAAAUAAACUACGAAUAAAAUUAACAAAAAUAAAAAAAAAACAAAAACUAAAAACGUUAUGAUUAUUAUGGUCAUGUUGUAUGUGUGAAAUAAAAUUAAAAAUUAUUCUCUUGUGUAAAAGUUCAACAUCAUCAUCAUCAUAAUCGAUCGUCAUCUAAAGGUUGUUGGCCAUUUAAGGAAGUGUAGUACGAGUACAGCGUAGCAGCAGUUUGUUUACAUUGAACAUUCAAAACUUACAAGUCCAAAAAGGCCAACAAAAAAAGCUAGAAACAACAAUUUUGCUUGUUCACAAAAUCUAUAGAAUAUUCCAAUAUACAUCAUGUCUGUGGAUAAUCCCUACUAUUUCUACAAUGAUCCCAAAUCACCCCGAACUCCCGAUUCACAAACAUCCAACAAGGGUUUCUCCAUCUUCAAAAGACGUAAUUCCAAAGGCAGUAGUCCGCGUCUGCCCAUGCCAGAACAAACACGUUUAAUAACCUCGGCCAAUCUAGAUACAGCAGCCUCAUUAACCCUAGGCAGUCCUAGGGCCAGCUUUGGUUUUGCACAUCAAUCUUUUGAACUGCAACCAUUGAUGUCGCAACAACACCAACAACAACAACAGCAGCAGCACCAACAGUCGUCGGCACAUUUACAAACACAAAUCACUGCUUCGUUACACCAAAGACGUCAACGUUCCUCUAACUCACAUUCGGAAACAAUUCGCGAUCGUUUAGGUUCCUGCAAUGAAACAUCAAAUCACAACUUCGAACAUGAUGAUGUUUUCAACACAGCAUCAUCGCCUAGCAAAAUUCAUCAUCACCAACAGCAUCAUACAUUGCCCUCAGCGGGCGUAAGACGUCAUUCAUUUGGCAAUUGGCGUCAGGCAAGUGAACGCCAUGGUUCUCAUAAGAACAGUGCAACCACUUUAACUGCCAACGACGAAGUGCCACAAAUGAUGGCACCACGACCACCAGUAUUAUCACCCAAUAAAUAUAGAGGUGCCCACAGACGAAGAGACAACUGUGGCACCAUGAGCAACAGCAUGACCAGCUCUACAGGUUCUUACAACAUGGAUGAUAUUUUAAUAGUGACAGCCAAACACAGUGAAAGAGCAAUUUUAAGAGCAAAUUUUCUAAAGAAUCAUUUCGACAAAAUCACCAAGCAACGUGGACGCAAACCUUUCAACUUUUUGCACAUUAAAAUCGAAGAUGGUCCUUUCAGUGAUGAGAUCGCUUAUAAAUAUCAAAACACUGCCUUGCAAAUUAUCAUUUUAUGUCCCGCUCUUUUGGCUUUGUCACACUCUCUUCUGAUGUCCCAACUCUUGAGUAUAGUGAGAGUUGAAAAGGUUUUGGGCAUUUUGCUAGAUGUUACCGAGGAAAAGGUCAAAGAAAUUCAUAAAAGUGCUCUUCCGAAUUACUUAAGAUGGCGCCGUUGUGUUAUACGCGACAAUGAUCAGGCUCAGAUUAGUAAUAUUUUGGGCAUCGCCACGGAUAUUUUGGGUCGUGCUUUGUGUCAACGUCCCGUUUGUCAUGAUUCUGGUUCGGGUAUUUCUCGCAGUAUCUCCUCGUGUUCGGAUGGUUUUACCAUUUUGCCCAAGAAAGUGAAAAUCGGCCAGAACAAGGUGGUGGCCAUGUUAAAUGAUCCCUUGGAGAAAGAUGACGUUUUAAAGAUUGUUGUAGAAAAGUCCGGGGAAUUGAUAGAGAUAAGAAAUUUCAAAUGUCGCAAUCCCUAUACUGUGCAGUUUGCUAUACCAGAAUCCUGCAUGGAAAUUUCCACCAUGGUCGAAAUACGCUUGGAAAAGAAUCACAAAUCUUUGGGUGCCCGGCCCAUCAAAUGUGAAUCACGACUACGCGAAUUGGAGCAACUAUUGCGCUCCGAAGAUUCGCCCAUUGAGUUCAUGUGUCAUGCCUUGGGUAUUGGACCCACAGAAAAGGAAGAUUUAGAUGUGCAUUUGCUGCAGUGUUUCCAAAAGAAUAUGCCACCCAAUUUUCAUCUGCUCAAUGGCCCCUACGAACAGAAACAAAAUCAAUUCUUAAGCCUCCGAGAGUCCAGCCCCGAAGAGUAUCCCACAUUGUUGCAUUUCGCUGCCAGAUGGGGCCUAAAUCGUUUGUGCAUGCAAUUGAUGGAGUGUCCGGGAGGCGAUACAGCCUGUGGCAUACGUAAUUGUGCCGGCAAGACACCUGGCGAAUUAGCCGACAUGGAGGGUCAUCACAAGUUGUCGCGCAACAUAAUGAGUUUUUCAGAAUUCCAUGAACUCACCACCAUGUAUCAUUAUUUCAAGGGUAUAAGUGGUGAUUCCAAGAAUAAUCAUAAUACCAGCGGCAGUGGUAAAACCACAGCCACCAAAGUUGUUAUAGAAGCGGUUAAAUCACAUCCCACCUCACCCAAGCUAAAGCAACCCAAAUCUCCAAAAUCUCCCAAAAAUCGUCAGAUGAGUGAGGACCAACAGCAGGCCGAAUACAUGGAAAUGUCCAGCGGUUCGGAUCGUGAGAAUUCGCCCGAAAACAAAGGCAAAUGCGAAACCAUGGCCGUGUCCAAUUUGAACUACAUAAGUGUGGAGACUGAAGAGGAAAAUUUACAAGGUUCCUCAGCUGAUGUUUGUAAGAAUUUCGACAGCAAUAAGGUUAUAACCACCGGUGAGAUUACCAGCAAUGAAUUGAGAAUUAGUGAACCACCCUAUUAUGCCUCCAAAGAACAAAAUAAGGCCAGCAAAGAUGUCACAGAUGCACCACCCAUCUAUCAGACGGAUAAGUUUAGCCAGGAGUGUUCACAAGUAUUGGAGAAUUGCACUAGCGCCGCAGCGAAUAAUGAUUAUGUUAUGCAGCCUUCCAAUGUGCCGGCACCUGCUCCACAACCACUGCCCAAGCAACACGCACAACCUUUAUCACCCACCAACACCGAUGAUGGCAAUUAUUUAUUCCAACCCUCCAAUCGCCCCGUAGAAGAGGAACAUUUACAUCAAUCAAGACAUAGUCUAAAUCGCAUGGGUUCUACGCAACGCCUGGCCCACCAGCCCACCUAUGGCACCUUGAAACGUUCGGCCUCGGAUGCUUCUAGCUCGGCCCGAUCCAAUGUGGACGAUGAAUUGGCCGAAAUUAUGCAUGAUUUCAAAAACAAUGUUCUGUCUAUACGCGAAGUUGAGGUUUUGGUGGAGAAAUGGAAGCAUCGCAAUGAUGUGCAACAGAGUUUCCGAGAGAAACAGGAACAAAUCGAUCAGUUGAGAAAAGAAUAUGAGCGUAUACAAGAUCAGGUUCGAACCCAUCUAAAGCGAGAUACUCCCUUCGAUAAAUUCAAGAAAUUGUUCUCCAGACAUAAAUCCACUUCCAAUUUACAUCAUGACAAAUCGUCAUGUGCGGAUAGUGCUCUGGAUGAAACCAAAUCAUCUAUAACCACCUCCUCUAGCUUUAAAUCAUCCGCCAGACCUAUUAGCUCUUUGAGUUUACAAUCUGUGUCAUCAUCAUCUUCUUCGGGACGUUUAAGCACGGGUAGCAAUUGCAGUGGCACUUCGUUGGGAGACUCUGGCACACAUUCUGAUCAUGAGGAGAGACGUUUUGGCUGUCGUUUGGGUUCACCCGGCUCGUUAAUGGACAAUUAUUUGGUGCCUCCUCCACCUAGACCCAUUUUCACACCUAAUUCCACUCCUGGCGAUGAAAGACAUCAAAUUACGUUCCCCUCACCCAUGUCUUCAUGUACAAGACUCAAUACUCCCACUAGUCCCACCGGCUCCGAACACUAUCAAAUGUUCCCCUCUAACAUACCCGUAUAUACCAGUCAAAAUUUAUCCUCCUCCACCAGCAACAAUUAUUUGAACACCAUUAUGGAAGCCAAACAGGAACAGGAGCACAACUAUCAAAAUGGCGUUACCCUGCAGACAAUAAAACUGAACGAAAGAUCCAAUAUAAUCUAUGGAAAACUUACAAAAGCCACACCCAAUUGUUCAUCUUUCAAACCCAAGCAGCCAACGUUAACGGUGGGGCAACCACAAGUAGCUGGUGUAGAGACCCAGGCUGAGGUUUAUCAAAAUGUGGGCAGCAACUUGGAGGCAGCAGCAGUUAAAUUGGAUGAAUCCAAACAGCAAGAGGAGAAAAGAGAAGAACUGGAACAGGCAGCAGGAGGAGAUGAUCACAACUAUAUGAAUUGUUAGGACAGAGGCAGAGGCAAAUAAAAGCGAUUUUCUCAGCUGUUAUAGAUUCUUAAAUAAAUUGGUUGACAUUAGGUGACUAGCCCCAAAGAGAGAUUGGCAGUUACAAUUGACAAGAGUUAAACUUGCUAUAAAAAAAUUAUUUGUGUUUAUUCCGAUACAUAUAAAACCGAAUUUCUCAUUUAUUUAGAAACUAAUUAUACAUAAAAAGGUUAUAACAGAUUUAUAACAAAGAUUGUUUGUUUAUUUUUAUAAAUUAAGUUUUUAUUUAAAAUAUUAAUAUUUGUAAAGAAUUUCUGGGACUAAUCAAACACAACUCUAAAAGAGUUUUUUUUUUAGUUUGACCAAAUAAAAUAUAGUUUUUUAAUGGAAAAA
Molecule: messenger RNA, 4989 nt
Organism: Calliphora vicina (urban bluebottle blowfly)
Lineage: Eukaryota; Metazoa; Arthropoda; Insecta; Diptera; Calliphoridae
Gene: stumps
Product: DBB domain-containing protein stumps
Exons: 9
Coding region: 814-4617 (1267 amino acids)
Cellular component (GO): cytosol
Molecular function (GO): transmembrane receptor protein tyrosine kinase adaptor activity; fibroblast growth factor receptor binding
Source: RefSeq, a predicted model, not a curated record